AUGAAGAUAUCUCCAGAAAUAAUAGAAUUUAGGGAUCUUGAAGACGGAGAAUCUGAUUCAAUCGAUGUUUCCAUUACUAAUAUUUCUCGAAAAACUCUCAAAAUACACUUCUCAUUAACAAAUGAUUGUUUUUCGAUUGAACAAAGUCCAUAUAUUAGCAUUACACCAGGCUUAACUAUACAAAAAGAAGUUACUUAUACCGCUUAUAGCCAGAAAAAAGAAGAAGGAACUUUUUCAAUAAUCUCAAAUGAUGAAAAAAUCGACAUUCCAAUAAUUGCAUAUCCUCAAAUGCCAUCAUUCGAUAUAAAUAUUAGAAAUCUUGACCUAGGAAAUCUCUCUCUUUCAUCGAAUCAAACGAGUUCAUUUAUUAUAACAAAUUUCGGCUCAAUUUCAGGAUUUUUCAAAAUUGCUACAGAAAACAAGUACGCAGAAAUCAAACCAUCAUCAGGAAAUUUAGAUCCAAAUCAAAAUCAAGUUAUUCAAGUCGGAUUUCGCCCUCCAACUACGGGACCUCAUGAAUUUGAAAUAAAAUUCGAAUUGCCUAACUCAUAUAAUACAAUUCCUCCCCUUAAAGUUAAGGCUUUCAUCGUAGGACAAUCCUUAGAAAUUUUUGAUAACGGAAUACAAACUUCUAAAAUCAAAUUUGGACAUGCAUUUUACGGUCAAAAGAUCUCGAAAUCAGUACAUGUUAAAAAUAAUGGUCCUGUUCAACGAACAUUUCAAAUCUUACCAGCACAUCACUUAACUGACGACAAAUCCGAGUCAUACUUCACUCCAGAGGAAAAAGAAUACACAUUAGAACCAAACGAAGACAAAGAAAUCACUUUUUAUUUUAAUCCGCCAAAUAAUCCGAUAAAAAACGACGAAAUAGAAAUAGAAAUAGAGCAAAUAUCAACAAUAGAGAUAAACAAUACAAAUAUAUCAUUCGAAAUCAUAUUUACAGGUUCAACUUCACAAUUUUUAUGUUCAAUUUCACCUGUUGACUUUUCAUUUGGAAAACAACUCAUUAGAAGUCAAACAACGAAAACAUUAGAUAUCAGAAACUCUUCAAAACAUCCAAUUUCAUUUUGUAUCAAAGAAAUUGCAGGAAUUCAUUUUUCUCCUUCACAAGGCAUCAUAAAACAAAAUUCUUUAAGGCAAAUAGAUGUAAUCUUCAAGCCGAACUCAUUAGGAUUAUUUGAUUCCCCUGUUUUAGUUUCAUUUUGUGAUGGAUUCAUCAAGAAAAAACUGAAUAUUUCAGGAGAAAGUGUCACUUCUUUAAAUGAUGAAACAAAAUUCAGUAGAAAGAAGAUUUGGGAGACAAAUCAAGAGGCAAUGAUGAACUUGAAAUAUCCAAACAACCCGUAUUGUAUGACACAAUCUGAUAUGGAAAUCAAAGAGAAAUUAAAUGCAACUUUUCGUGAUUAUAUUUCUACAACAAAAAAUUCUCAAAAUUUGACACUAAAAAGUGACAAAAAUAAUAAAGAAAAUGAUAUUAAUUUAGGAUUUAAUUAUGGUGAAGGCUUGAUCCCUCCUGAACCUACAAUGAAGAAUAUUAAAACGAAAACAGAAAAUAAGACAGAAAAUAUAAAAAUUCAACCAAAAAAUACUCAAAAAUCAAAAAUAAAACAAAAACCAACAACAAAACUCGAAAUACAAGAAUGCAGUAAACAAUUGACACAGAAACAAUUAUCCAGUGUUAUCUCGUCUGCUGAAUCUAUUGAUUUCGGAGUAGUUCCUAUUUAUGGACAAAUGACAAAACAAUUUACAAUUCAAAAUAAUUUGAAUCAACAUAUUUUUGUCACUUUUUCAAAAUUUUCAAAUGAAUUUUCUAAGUCAACUCCGCAAUCACAAGUUGUUUUUCCUCAACAGACAGCUAGUUUUGAUUUAACUGUUGAAGGCAUGAAUAUAUGUGAAAUAAAUCAAUUUCUUAAAUAUACAAUAAAUGGUUCUCAUGAUUAUAUAAUUUCUUGUCGAGCAAAAAUCAUUCCUCUUGAAAUUAAAUUGUCAACAAAAGAGAUUAUGUUCAAAUAUCAUGAAGAACAAGAAGAACAGACAAUAACUAAACAAAUAACAGUAACUAAUCCUACAUCAGCAAGAGCAAAUUUGAGUUGGACAGGUUUUAAUGAUAAUUUUUCAAUAAAACCAAUGAAUUGUAGUGUCCAAUCAAAUAAAGAACAAAUUUUCGAUGUAACUUAUAAACCAAAUCAUGAGAAUCAUAGUGAAGUUAGAGUAAUACUUAAUGUACAAGGCGGACAGCAGCAAUACGUGAGAUUAAUUGGAGAAACAGGAAAUACUGCAAUAGAAAUCGAAAAAAAUUCAUUGGAUUUCAAAAUUAUUCCUGUUGGAAUUUCGAGAAUUCAAUAUUUUAUGGUGAAAAGUGUUGGAGAAUUUCCAAGUUUCUUUAGUGUUUAUUCGAAUUAUGCUGAUUUCAUACAGAUUAAUCCUACAAAUGGAAUUUUGUAUCCAGGAGAAUUUUUGAAUUUGGAAGUUGAAGUUUUAUGUCAAAAAGAAUUGAAUUUUGAUAUUCCUGUAACAAUAAAAACAUGUGGAUAUCAACCUUUGACAUUUAAUGUUACAGGUGUUGCUCAAUAUCCUACUUUAGUUAUUGAUUGCCAUGAAAACAAUUUGAAUUUCGGAGAAGUUUUCGUUGGAUCAAGUGAAAGUCGAAAAAUCACUGCUACAAACAAAAGUAAUGUUCCUGCAACGGUUUUCAUUAAAUUUGAAGAAAAGACAUGUUUCAAAUUAGAAUAUUCUUCUAUUUAUGAUGUCUCAAGUUUAUCAAGAAUUUCAAGAGGAUCAAAAGUAUUUAAAAGUGAUAAUAGUUUGCAAAUUGCUAGGUCAACAAUCCAACAAAUUGAUAAUGAUUAUCAAAUUGAUGUUUUACCAAACUCUUCAGUUGAAUUCGAAAUUGUUUUCAAACCUUCACAAAGUGGUGAUUUUUCCUUCAAAAAAUUGCCAUUUUAUUCUGACAAUAUUAAAAUCAAUUUUACAAGGCCAUUGAAUUUGUUUGCUGUUGGAAGAAUCCCUCCUAUUGAAGUAUCCGAUCAAUGGUUAGAUUUUGGUAUUGUUAACAUUGCUGACCAAUUAAAUCCAAACGCAAGACCAACAGUUAGACAAUUAAUUUUAGAAAAUAAAUCUCAUAAACCUGUCAAAUUUAAAUUUGACACUUCUAAGUUGAAUAGUUCGAUUUCUGUUGAACCAAGUGAAGGACAAAUCAACUAUUCAAGUACAUCAACAGUUUUCGUUAUCUUCAAACCAACAUCUGGUAAUUUUAUUGAUUGUUUUCUUCCUUUAACAGCAAUUACUGAAACAGAAAAAUUUGAAAUUGCAAAGAUACAAUUGACAGGAAUUAUUGAACAAAAACAAAUCAAACUAUCACAAGAAAACUUGUGUUUCCCUAUUGUCCCUAUCAAUAUUCCUAUUUCUAGAACUAUUUAUGUUGAAAACAUCAUGUUUGUCAAUGCAACAAUUAACGUUAUUGUUCCUUUGAAUGAAAAAUCAUUUCCUUUGACGUUUGAAUUACCAGAAGGAAACGAAAUCAAUCAUCAAAUCACUAAAUUACCAAUAACAUUCACAUUUAACUCUCCAAAGCCUAUUUCCUUCAGUUCACAAAUAGCUGUUGUUGAUAAUUUAGGAGAUUCUUGUACAUUUACUAUUUCAGCAACUGCUGAUUCUUCUGUUAUGACUCUUGAUAGUUUUUUGAUGAAUAAUGAUUGUAACAUUUUAGUUGCUCAUAACAAACCUGUUAUUAUAUCUUUGAAAUCAAAGAAUGUAAUGAAUGAUUAUAUUAGUUAUAUUUCGGAACUUAUUGAUAUUGGUGAUUAUGAAUACAAUCACAAAAUUCUUGAUGAACAAUUAUAUGAUUUUUUGACAAAAUUUUUGAAUUCUUAUGUCAUGGAAACAAAAAUUGAAGAUAUUGCAACAGAUUUUAGUAAUUCAGAUGGCGACAAACUUGUUGAAGUGUUGAAUUCAUUAACAGGAAAUAAGAAACCACCAAAUCUUUCUUCAAUUGAAAAAAUGAAAAGUGAAAGUGAAGAAAUCAAACUUCAAAAGAUGAAAUCUUUGCUACAAUUGUUGAUAUCAAUGGGAUGCUUAGUAUCAAGAAUUAAUCCUUUGUUUUUGAUGUCAAAAACAACAUAUUUGAGUAUAAUGAAACAAAAAAUCACAAAAAUGUUGUUGGCUGAUUCUUCCGAAUUUGAUAAAGAAAAAUGGAGAGAAACUCCAAUGACAAAGUUCGUGAACUCAGAGCAUUUCCAGUCCAAAAUAAUUCCAAGAAUAACAAAAGCUAAAAAUGCUUUUAAUUAUAUCUCAAAAGUUUGUUGGUCGGAAGUUAUUUUACAAGUUUUGAAAGUUUUUUAUUUAGGAAAAAGUGACGGAGAAAACAUUACACAAAUAAAUGGAGUUGUAGAAGCAAUGAGGACAACAGGAAUCCAGAACAUUGAUAAACUAAAUAAAACAUCAACUCUUCAAUCGAAUUACAUGACAACAAUCGAAUCAAAUUUGAUGAAAUGGGUUUCAAUUCAUAUUUGUAAAAUGCUUGGUCCAGAGAAUCUUCCUGUUUUGUUUAGUGAUUUAAGAGAUCCGAAAUACUUUGCGAAUUUGAUUUUUUCUCAUAUUCCUAAUGCAAAAUUAAACUUGAUAAUUCAACCAUCAAAUGAACGUGAUUUAUUGGAAAACGCAAAAGAAGUUGCAAAAUAUAUUUCUGAUCUAGGAAUUGGUAUAAAUAUCAAAGGAGAAGACAUCAUUAAAGGAUCACCAAUUAUUUUGUGUUUGUUGUUAUUCCAACUUAAAGAGAGUUUACCACAUUAUAUUCCUAAUACAACAAUCGAAUUCAACUGUUAUUUGAACGAGAGUUGUAAAGAAAGUCUUCAAAUACAUAAUCCGGGAAACGUUGAAAUAUUAUACAAGGCAAGAAUCAAUGGUUCUAAGAACUUCACAACAACAAAUGAAAUCAUUUGUGUUAAACCAAAUUCUUCUACAGAAAUAACUGUAAAUUAUAAUGCGAAGACACAUCAUGAAGAAAAAGCAGUUUUGGAAUUAGUUCCUACAAGAAACAAAGUUUCAGAACCAAAAACAGACAAAGCAACUUCAUCGAGAAGAUAUAUGAGAUCAAAUAAAUCAUUUUCAUCAAGUAAAUCAUUGAAUAGUACUGAUGAAAAUAAACAAUUUUCAUUGGCAUCAACAAUUGUAAUGAACUUAAAAUCAAUUCCAAAAAUUAAAAUUCCUAAUGACAUUUUUAAUGUCGAAGGAAAAAUUUAUGAAUUAUCAAAACAAUCUCUUGUUAUUCCUAAUCUUUGUGAAGUAGAAGGAACUUAUAAGUUUUAUAGUUACAUGAUGAGAAUUGAAGAUGAAUUCGGAAAUAGUUUCACAAAUAGAAAAGAAGAUGAAAGAAUUAUUGAAGAAUUCUUUUCAAAUCCAACGAAAACAAGAGAAAUUGAUCCUAAUUUACCUGUUUUAGAACAACAAAUAGCAAGUCAUCCUUAUUUCAUGUUCAAAACAGAUGAAGUUAUUUUUUCAAAAGAAAAUGGAACAAUUAAUUUUGAAUUUUAUCCAGUUUGUUUAGGCAAAUACAGAUGUUAUUUGUUGUUUAGUUCAAAAGACAAUUGUGAAUUCCUUGUUGAAAUACAAGGAAAAGUUUCAUUGAAUGAUCAAAUUGAUAAUUUCAUCAAUCUCAAAACAGAAUCAGGAGUUUUAACCAAAUUUAAAGUUCCUAUUGAGUCACAAAACAACAAACUCAUUAAUGCUCUUUCUUAUGGAAUUGCUCGUAAACAAAGUAAGAACCAAAAAAUAUCUGAUAUCAAAUUAAGUGAACUUACGAAUUCCAUUUCGAAAGAAGUUCUUAGUAAUUACAUGAAUCUUUUUUUUGAUUCAACAUUCCAUAUCAUUCGUUCUUUAGAUAAUGUUGAAUGUCCAAAAGAAUACAAAUACAGUGCAUUAUCUCCAUAUAUUGAAUGCAAUUUUUCAUGUGAAAAAGCUGGUCAGUAUUCCAGUAAAUUUGUUUUCAUCAACAAAGAAUCAUAUGAUGUUCGCGUCUGCAAAGUUGAUUUUAAUGUUAUUAAUCAUACUCAUAGUAUGUUUAUUAACAUUGAUACAACAUGUGGAAGACAAGUAAAACAAGAUAUUCCUAUUGAAAAUCGUUCACAAAACACUUGGCAUUUCAAAGCAUCAUUUUCACCAAAAACUGAUUUGUUUUCUUGUGAUCAUAAAUUUGAAGUUAAACCUAACUCAACAUACAACUUUCCAUUUAAGUUUAUCUCUCAGAAGACUGGUGAAUACACAAGCCAACUUAAAAUCAUUAAUAUCACCAAAGAAAAAACAGUAAUUUUUAAUAUCAAAUGCAAUGUAAUUGAACCACUUUCAGAAGAUAAAAUCAACAUCAAAACACGUGCAAGAGAGAAAACGCAACAUUCUAUUUCUAUUCCAAGAUUCAUUGAUGAAGGAAUUUUAGCAGUUGAAAGCGAUCUUUCCAUUCUUUCUUUUAAUAAUAGUGUUGAAAUCAAAAAGAAUCAGGAAAUACAACCAUUUGUUAUUGAUAUUUAUAGUCCAAUUAUAGGAGAAUACAGAGGAACUCUUACUUUUCGUGAUAAGAAGAGUGAUCUUUAUUUUUGGUAUAUAAUUGAAGUUUUUGUUGAUAAUCCUGUUCCAACACAAGAAUACGUUGUUUCUAUUAAAGAACGAGAAAAAGUUUCCAUUUUCAUUCCUCUUACUAAUUCAUCUGAUCAUAAUGUUUCUUUCCAUGUAAAUAGAUCAGAUGAUUUCAUCUUUGGUGAAGAUGAUUUUUCUGUUGAUGCAAAAUCAACGAAAAGUUACGAACUGACUGUUUUCUCAUUUGUUUCAUUCCACAAAGUUUGUUGUGUUACAUUUACAAAUGAUGAUGUUGGAACAUUUAUUUUCAACAUUGUAAUAACAGUUGAUAAACCUGAUGAAAUUAUUUUGUCUCCUUUGGUUUCAUUCCUUGGUCGAUCAUCAAAAACAUAUGUGCAAUUAUACAACAACUCGGAUUCACAGUGUACAUUUAAAGUUAAAAAUACAAUUCCAGAGUCAUUCCAUGUUAUUUGUGAUGAUAAUAUCUCUGUUGAAUCACAUCAAUCAAAAACUGUUGAAAUCGAAUAUAUUCCAACAUGUAUUGGCCAACAAGAAGAAUGUUUAAUUUCUUUUGAAUCAGAAGAAGUUGGUGAUUAUAUUUAUAGAGUUAGAGGAAUUGGAAAACCUCCACAACCAGAAUCUCCUUAUCUUGUUGAAAGUCCUAUCAACAUAAUGAGUAGUGGAUGUAUCUAUUUCAUGAAUCCAUUCCCUGGUGAAACAACAUUUGAGUUUAAUAUCUUUAGUGAUACAGCAGGCGUUUUCAAUCUUUUGAAUCGGAAACAUCGUUUCGUUCUUCAUGAAUAUCAUGAACAAUAUCAAAUCAGUUUCAGUUUCAUUUGCAGUAAAUUUGGUCAAUACACAGGUUCUAUCAUUGUUUCUGCUGUUGAUCGAAAUAUUUCAUUCCAUUUCCCAUUGAUAGGUAUUAGCACAACAUCAAUUGUUAGUUCUAAAUACAGUAUACAUACACAAUCAAAAGUUUCAGUUACAAAAAGAUUCAGAUUUUUCUUGGCCGGUGAAAAUGAAGACAAUGAACUUUCUGAAUAUAACAUUGAAACUAUUUUUAAUCGAGAAUAUUCAUGGCUUUACAAAUACUUUGAAGUCCAUGUAUUCGAUAAAAUCAAAGAAGCUGAAGGAUAUUAUAUUGAUGUUGAUAUCAGAUUCAGUCCAAGAAAACCUCUUGAAACAGAUGUCAAACUUAUUGUUUCAAAUUCACUUGGCCAGAAAUGGGAUUUCAGUAUUUUCUGUAAGUCAAUUGAAGGAAUCAUUGAAGGCCAUAUUUAUUUAGAAAGCAAGAUUAAUAGUAGCAGUUUCAAAGAAGUCAGUAUUUCUGAGAAAUUCCAAGAAGAUACAACAUUUUCAGCAUAUUUCAAAGAAGGUUCAUCAAGAGAUUUAGAAGUUACUCGAGAUAGAGGAAUUAUUGCAGAAUCAAUUUUCUUAUCUGAAAGCUUUGUUCCAACAGAAGUUGUCUUCCAUCCAAAGAUCUACGGAAAGAAAACAAAAGGAAUCCUUGUUAUUGAUACAGACGAAACACAAAGUCUUGUUGAAGUUACUGGUAACAUUCCAGAAUACAUUCCUCCAAAAGUCACUCGAAGUUCAUAUAGUUUCAGCAAAACUAAAGAAUCAGAAACAAAUCGUUCUCUUCGUCGCAAACACAAGAAUGUUAUUCGAGAGAAUAUUGAUUCUGUAAAGAUCACCAAACCACUCUCAGCUAGGCGUCGCAAUUUCAUAGAUUGA
Molecule: messenger RNA, 8301 nt
Organism: Trichomonas vaginalis G3
Lineage: Eukaryota; Parabasalia; Trichomonadida; Trichomonadidae
Product: cilia- and flagella-associated protein 47 family
Exons: 1
Coding region: 1-8301 (2766 amino acids)
Molecular function (GO): protein binding
Source: RefSeq, a predicted model, not a curated record